Molecule: messenger RNA, 813 nt
Organism: Phytophthora infestans T30-4
Lineage: Eukaryota; Oomycota; Peronosporomycetes; Peronosporales; Peronosporaceae
Exons: 6
Coding region: 1-813 (270 amino acids)
Source: RefSeq, a predicted model, not a curated record
AUGGCUCUCCGCGCCCAUUGGGCUGAUCUUAAGAAGAUUGGCUGGAUGUCCAAGCCGGAGCUACGUCGCCAACAGAAGAGGCGAAAGAACCGACUAUCGGCAAGAGUACCACGUCCUGUGAGCUCGCCAAACGAAGACGACCCGACAUCUGCGUCCGGGCCUGUGACCGCUGGGGUUGAACGGACUGUACCUGUGCAUGCGGAGAUUGCAUCAGAUGCGGCUGAGGAUGCAGAAGUUGGGACAGCAGCCCAACGAAUCCAUAUCAACGUGAACAUUGACAUUGGAGCCACCACGCGUAAUUUGGCUGCCACGUUUGAUGAUGUUGUUUCGGAAGAAGAAGUCGAUGCUACUGACUUGGACGAAGCGUGUGACGAGCUGGUUACCCUCGACGACGGGCUUGAUGAUAUAACCGGUGGCGAGCUCGAUGGCCCGACUGAUCUUGCCGGUCAGGACGAAGAAGUUGUGAUCCAGCCUGAAAUGCUGUUCGUUGAGGAUUUUCUAGCCAAAAUUGCAACAUCGCUGGAAGAUGGCAGAGCACGGCGCUAUUCCGCGCGGGUGGUUCGGGGGAUUCAUGUCGAGAGAUCGACUUGCACACGUCUCACGCAACCUGCACUUAAGCAGCAACGCAGAUCCGUGGUCUUCUUGUGCAACAAGGUCAAGCACACAUACGACGGCAAAGCACGCACCUGCUUCGAUAUCUGGCAUGCGUGCUGGAGGAACGGCACCCUGAUGCCUUCAGGGGACGGCAAACGAAGCAUACAAACUCAGCUGCAGGAGGGGGUCAGCGCUGAUAGUGCUGAGCCACUCAGCUGA